Penicillium argentinense is the source of this 1815-nucleotide messenger RNA. Its product is annotated as MFS transporter. Gene Ontology annotation, molecular function: transmembrane transporter activity. The transcript has 3 exons. NCBI's taxonomy places the organism in Eukaryota, Fungi, Ascomycota, Eurotiomycetes, Eurotiales, Aspergillaceae. Gene Ontology annotation, biological process: transmembrane transport. The coding region runs from base 1 to 1815 and encodes 604 amino acids. The record is from RefSeq and is a predicted model, not a curated record.
AUGGCCGGCGAUCACAUCUCGCGGCCCAGUAGGUCUCUGUCCAGCUUGAGUGCCAGCACCGACUCCGAGAACCAGGCAUCCAGAACCGAAUCCCGACCUCAAGGCUUCACAGAAUCAAUUAAAUCUCGACUUCGAACUACCUCCAAUCCCAAUGCGCCCCAUCUGGACCGAGUUCACUCCGCGAAGCACAUGGACGACCAGUCCGUCUACCACAGCGGCCAUGCGACGAGUGACGAAGACUCGCUGGAUGACGACUUGUCACUUGCUGCGGAAAAACAGGAAACCAUCCAGGAGGUGCGAUGUGGCAUCGUGAAUGAGCGAGAUAUCGAUCUCGAAAAAGGGCAGCAGCAACAGACCCCGGAAUUGCAAAAAUCGAAAUCGGCACUCCCAAAUCGGUUUCGCCAAGAUGCCAAGCUGGUGGACUGGGAGGGACCUAACGACCCAGAAAACCCCAAGAACUGGGUCAACAAAAAGAAAUGGGCCGCUACCAUCACCGUCUCUCUAUUCACCUUUAUCUCGCCUGUGUCUUCCUCUAUGGUGGCACCCGCCCUGUCCUCGAUCGCGGCCGACUUGAAUGUCACAGACCAGGUCGUCUCCCAACUGAUGCUUUCGGUCUUUGUUCUUGCCUAUGCUGUGGGUCCUCUUUUUCUCGGUCCGCUCUCCGAGAUCUAUGGACGAGUGAUUGUUCUCCAGCUGGCCAACCUUUUCUUCCUCGUGUUUAACAUUGGCUGCGCGGUUUCUCAAACCAAGGUGCAGAUGAUUGUUUGUCGAUUUUUCGCAGGCCUAGGAGGUAGUGCGCCACUGGCUGUCGGUGGUGGUGUUCUGUCUGAUUGUUUCCGGCCCGAAGAGCGCGGAAAAAGCAUCGCAAUCUACAGUCUCGCACCGCUUCUCGGUCCGGCACUUGGCCCCAUUGCAGGUGGCUUCAUCGCGGAAAACACGACCUGGCGCUGGGUCUUCUAUUCGACUUCUAUCGCAGAUGGCCUUAUCCAGUUGGCCGGUCUCUUCUUCCUCCGUGAAACGUACGGUCCUCGUAUUCUCCGUGACCGUGCCAGACAACUGCGCAAGGAAACCAACGAUGAAUCUUACCAGACCGAAGCCGAACUCCAGAAGAAGACCCUCAUCCAGGUCCUGCGCGGCUCGCUGGUCAGACCAUUCCGCCUCCUCCUCACCCAAAAUAUUGUUCAAGUCCUUGCAUUGUACAUGGCAUAUGUUUACGGCAUCAUGUAUCUAGUCCUCUCCACCUUCCCAUCCCUCUGGACCAACCCCGCCUACUAUAAUGAGUCCAUCGGGAUCGGUGGUCUCAACUACAUCUCCCUCGGUCUUGGCUUCUGGUGCGGCUCUCAGAUCUGCGCCCCACUCAACGACCGCAUCUACCGACGCCUUAAAGCACGCAACAAUAACAUCGGCCGGCCCGAAUUUCGCGUGCCACUGCUCGGUGUCGCCGCCAUUCUCCUUCCGGCCGGCCUCUUCAUCUACGGAUGGACCGCCCAGACACUCUGUCACUGGAUCGCACCCAACAUCGGUGCCUUCCUUUUCGGAACCGGAACGAUCAUCUCCUUCCAGUGCAUGCAAACCUAUAUGGUAGAUACAUAUACCCGAUUUGCCGCCAGUGCUCUCGCAGCUGGUGCGUUCCUGCGAUCGCUCGCUGGAUUCGGGUUUCCGCUCUUCGCGCCGUACAUGUACGACGCUCUCCACUAUGGCUGGGGAAACAGCGUACUUGCUUUUGUUGCGAUUGGUAUCGGCAUUCCGGCCCCGAUCUUCUUGUGGAAGUAUGGUGCCAAGCUGAGAGCCCGCAGUACUUAUGCUGCUGGCUAA